Molecule: messenger RNA, 1705 nt
Organism: Daphnia pulex (common water flea)
Lineage: Eukaryota; Metazoa; Arthropoda; Branchiopoda; Diplostraca; Daphniidae
Product: N-acetylneuraminate 9-O-acetyltransferase-like
Exons: 5
Coding region: 397-1434 (345 amino acids)
Source: RefSeq, a predicted model, not a curated record
ACCUCUCUGUUGAAAACACAUACUUAUGUCUCCUUCUCAAUCGUAUCGCAAUUCAUUUUAUUAUCAUCAAAUUCUGUUGCAAACACUUUUUUAAAAAGAAAAUUACUGUAAGAAUAUCAUUUCUCCAUAUACGCUGAGAGUGGAAAGAGCUAAAAGUAAAAUUUUUUAGUAUUUAAAGCAAGGAAACAGAUAAUAAGAUUAUAUUCAUAUUUAAAUUUAAAGGGAUUUAUUUCCAUUCAUAUUUGAUUCAUUUCUACGUUUAGUAAAUUAUUGAGAAAAAUACCAGUUGAAGAAUAAGUGUAGAAAAAAAUCGUCCAGCAUUUAAAGAAUAAAUUGCUAUUAUCUGAAUUUGUUUAUUUUUGAAAACAACAAUCUGUAUUGAACUAGUUUAUUCAAAUGCAACAUCGGAAACAGCGAUAUUGUCGCCCAUUGACGGUAUUGGUUUACAUAUUUUUCUUUUACAUUAUAUUAUGCUGUUUGUUUUCGUUAUUGCUCUACUCAUUGAAUGAAAGAAUAGUCAGGAUCCAGGAAACCACGGCAGGUUUUGCGACAAGAUCGAUAGAAAAUUUUUUUCCCAUUUGUGUAGAUGAUCUGCUUGUUAAGCAAUACUAUCAUUUUGAAAAGUGGGCAAGAAGAAUCUUCAAUACAGAUAGAGUGCUGAUUUCAAAAAAACGUAAGGGAUCUUCUUGUCGGCUGUUACACUAUACCGUAAAACGCGCUGUAACUUGCAUCGAUGUUCUUCACCAAGAGAGUGUAACAAAGACUCGAAGAUUAUCUAAGCUCAGUUUUGUGUUCAUGGGUGAUUCAAGAAUUCGACAACAGUUUUACAAUUUUCUGAAGUUGAUUCCAGACUACGAUCGCAGUACAGAACCACUUCAAAUUCCAAAACUUUGGACUCCAUUUCAUGGAGACGUCGAUGUUUACAGCAGCGUUUUAAGUCUUCAAGUAUCAUUCAAAUGGCGACCAAUUAUCAAUGAAACUGUCUUGGAGAUGAUACGCCAAUGGUCAAUAUCCGACCAAUCCAAAAAACCAAAUUUGUUGUUCUUAGGUAUGGAAGUUUAUCACAUGAUGCAACAAUAUGGUGCUGAUUUUCAGCUUUACUCGAAGAGACUGAAUGAAUUAGCCCCGAUUCUUGGUCAGUUAGCCAGCGCCAGUCGGGUGAUAUGGCUGAAUCAAUAUCCCACUGUUGAAUUCUAUGGGUCUAAUGAUGCAUAUAAUACAAAAAUUCAUUCUGAGAAAGUUCAUCAUUACAACACAGCAGCCCGACAAAUAUUAAAGAAAAGUAGAUCCAGUUUAUGUGAAAAUAUUACGUCUAUUAGACAGUUAAAAUUCAUACAAAGUAGACAAGAUUACAACAUCGAAGAAAGACGUGAAAAAUCCGUAGUAUCGUCGUAUUUUUUCGACCGAAAAAUAGAAACGACGAAGAAUGAAUAAACAUACGUCGUAUAGACGGAUAUUAGACCAGUCGUGCUAGCAGGGUAUAAGCAAUAAAUCUAUACCUCAUAGCUAUUUCCUAUUAUUAACCAAUAUGUAAAAACUGCAGGCAUCCAUUUUUCACUCAUUUCUUUGAUUAGAAAUGAUGGAAUGGAAAUACGAAAAAAAUUGACAGUGUUCCCAAAAAUUGGAAAUUACAGAAUAAAUUUUACGUGAGGUUUUCUGCCUUAAAAAACAUGUUAGCUAUAUACCUGAUGUUGUUCAUUAAAAA